This is a messenger RNA of Loxodonta africana (African savanna elephant), 2472 nucleotides long. Its product is annotated as zinc finger protein 14-like. Gene Ontology annotation, molecular function: DNA-binding transcription repressor activity, RNA polymerase II-specific. The record is from RefSeq and is a predicted model, not a curated record. The transcript has 6 exons. NCBI's taxonomy places the organism in Eukaryota, Metazoa, Chordata, Mammalia, Proboscidea, Elephantidae. Gene Ontology annotation, biological process: negative regulation of transcription by RNA polymerase II. Bases 1 to 2472 code for a protein of 823 amino acids.
AUGCUGACGGAUAAUGAUGAUGAUGAUGAUGGUGAUGAUGUAGGUGGUGAUGACGAUGGAGAUGAUGAAGGUGAUUACGGUGACGGUGAUAAUGAAAGUGAUCUUGGUGACGAUGGCAGUGAUGAUAUGAUGGUGAUGAAGAUGAUGAUAUGGGAUGUGGUGGUCAGCAUGGAGAGAAUCCCCAGGGCUGAAAAGAAUCAAACCUUGAACAACUCUCCUUUUUCUCAUCUGAUUAUCAUCUUCUCAGUGAUUACUCUUUUUAACAUUGUCUCCCCCACCCCCAACCUCCACAUUAUCAGCUCCAUGAGGGACUCACUUGUCAUUGAGGAUGUGGCUCUGGACUUUACUCAGGAAGAGUGGGCUUUGGUGAAUCUUGCUCAGAGGAAACUCUACAGAGGUGUGAUGAUGGAAACCUUGAGAAACCUAGCCACAGUUGUCAUUGCAUCAGUUUCUCGGGAUCUUAAUGAUGGAGAAAAAUUAUCUAGUGAGCAUAUUACAGAGGAAAUCAUGAAGAAAACCACCUGGUUAUCCAUGUUAGGAGAAAUCUGUGAGUCGCAAAGCAUUGAAGAUCAGCAUAAAAACCAAAGGAGACAUACAAGACAACAUGCAAUAAAGAACCUUUGUGAAAGUAGCAAAGGCAGGCAGUGUGGGAAUACUUUCAGCCAGAUUCCAGCUCUUACUGUGCUCAGAACAACUACUCCUGAAUUAAGUCCUUUUGAAAGCCGUGAGUAUGGAAAGGCCUUCAUGGAUCAUUUGUCACUUAAGCAGCAUGUCAGAUCUCACACCGGAUGCAGUGCCUAUCAGUGUAAGGAAUGUGAAGAACCCUACAGUUCUGUCUCUUAUGUAUGCACUCCUAUGAGAACUCUUAAUGGAGAGAAACCCUGUAAAUAUAAGGAAUGUGGGAAAAGUUUCAUUUGUAGCUCAACUCUUAAGAAUCAUGUGACAACACUCACUGGAGAGAAACUCUGUGAGUGUAAUGAACGUGGGGAAGAUUUCUGUAGUUUCUCAUCCUUUAGGACACACGUAAGAGGUCAUAAGUGUGAAUGUAAAGAAAGUUGGAAAACCAGUACUCGUCCCUCAUUGAUCACUUUACAUCAAAAAUUUCAUAGUGGAGAGUGCUCUUAUGAAUGUAAAGAACGUGUGGAAGCCUUUGGUCAUGCAGCAUCCCUCGCCGAACACAUAAGAACUUGCACUGGAGAGAAACCUUGUGAACAUUCAGAAUGUGCAGAAUUUUUUCACCAGUCCCCAAACAUCAGUAAUCAAAUAAAAACUCAUGAUGGAGAGUGGUCAUAUGAAUGUAAACAGUGUGGGAAAGUCUUUAGUCAACCCUCAUAUCUCACCAGACAUAUAAGAACUCACAGUGGAGAAAAGCCUUAUGAAUGUAAGGCAUGUGGAAAAACCUUUAGUCAAUUUUCCACUCUCACUAGACAUGUAAGGACUCACAGCGGAGAGAGGCCAUUUGAAUGUAAGAAAUGCAGGAAAGCAUUUAGUGACGCCUCAUGCCUCACUAUACAUAAAGUAACUCACAAUGGAAAGAGGCCAUUUGAAUGUAAAAAAUGUGGAAAAACCUUUAGUAAGGCCUCAUCUCUUGCUAUACAUAUAAGAACUCACAGUGGAGAGAGGCCUUUUGAAUGUAAGGAAUGUGGGAAAGCCUUUAGUUGGGCCUCCUCCCUCACUACGCAUGUAAGAACUCACAGUGGAGAGAAGUUAUAUGAUUGUAAGCAAUGUGGGAAGGUCUUCAGUAUAUCCUCACACCUCACUGGACACAUAAGAACUCACAGUGGACAGAAGCCUUAUGAAUGUAAGGAAUGUGGGAAAUCUUUUAGUCAGUCCUCAUCCCUCAUUAAACAUGUAAGAAUUCACAGUGGAGAAAAGCCCUAUGAAUGUAAGGAAUGUGGGAAAUCCUUUAAUCAUUCUGUUUCCUUCACUGUACAUACAAGAACUCACAGUGGAGAUUGGCCAUUUGAAUGUAAGGAAUGUGGGAAAGCCUUUAGCUGGGCCUCGUCCCUCGCUAUACAUACCAGAACUCACACUGGAGAGAAGCCUUAUGAAUGUAAGGAAUGUGAGAAAGUCUUUACUUGUUCCACAUCACUCACUAAACAUUUAAGAAUUCACACUGGAGAGAAGCCUUAUGAAUGUAAAGAAUGUGGAAAAGUCUUUCGUUAUUCUUUCUCGCUCACUAGCCAUAUAAAAAUGCACAGCGGAGAGAAGUCUUAUGAAUGUAAGCAUUGUAGGAAAACCUUUAGUCAGUCCUCAUCCUUCACUAGCCAUAUAAGAACUCACAGUAGAGAAAAACCUUAUGAAUGUCAGGAAUGUGGGAAAGACUUUAGUUAUUCCUCAUCCUUCACUAAUCAUAUGAGAACUCACAGUGGAGAGAAACCUUACGAAUGUCAGGAAUCUGGGAAAGUCUUUGGUCAGUCCUCAUCCUUCAGUAAACACAGAAGAACUUGCUGUGGAGAGAAGCCUUCAUGA